Messenger RNA from Fundulus heteroclitus (mummichog), 2916 nucleotides. It is a transcript of the gene evlb, whose product is annotated as Enah/Vasp-like b. The record is from RefSeq and is a predicted model, not a curated record. Gene Ontology annotation, cellular component: cytoskeleton. Gene Ontology annotation, molecular function: profilin binding; actin binding; SH3 domain binding. The transcript has 13 exons. Lineage: Eukaryota; Metazoa; Chordata; Actinopteri; Cyprinodontiformes; Fundulidae. Gene Ontology annotation, biological process: protein homotetramerization; actin polymerization or depolymerization; positive regulation of actin filament polymerization. The coding region runs from base 710 to 1939 and encodes 409 amino acids.
AGGUAAUCCAAUGAGACAGAGAGAGGGGAGAGGCAGCGCAAAGGCAACGCCUCACAACACCGGGAAUCUCUCUCUCGCUCUCCAUCUCUUUGACUCCCCCACCCUACUCUUUCUUCUGCCUGUGAAGCGUAAAAAAAAAAAAAAAACCCAAGGACCCUCGUUCUCCAUCCAGUCUUCUCUUUGUGGCUGAGGAGUGCCAUCGUAUUUCAGGCAAUUCUCUCAUCCAUAAUUCAGCUCUAAUCUCCUCCUUCCAUUGGAUCUUUGCCCUCGGGAGGGAAAAACAGGAUGAUUUGAUGACUGGAAUCCAGCGUUAUUCCUCUUAAUUCUUUGGGAGACAAGGAGCUAUCUUUGUUCUUGCGGUCACAGCUGCUGAGUGGACCAGUAGCUGCUAGUGGGGAAAUAGGUUAGUGUGCCUGUUCGGUGCCAGACAGCAGAGGUGACUGCGUGCUCGGUGCACGGAGGAGAUGAAGAGGAAGGGAUUGCCUUUUUGGCGGUAGCAUCCUCCAACCUUUUGCAACCAUUCGCGGAGAAGGUGACCGGGGAUGUUCCCGCUUCACUCCGACCUUUAGUGGGAGUGUCAGUGACUGAUUUCAGGACAGACAAAAGAAGAAAGAGCCUGAGACCGGCCGUUUGUUUUUUGUUUUUUUCUUUUUUGUCGUGCAUAUAACAGGACUUUACCUGUGUGGCCCAAAGGCUCGCAUCCGUCACAAUGGACAUCAACCUCCAGUCGCAUCGAUUCUACUUCCCCCAGAUCUACUGCGCUGAACCCGGUGUGCAGCCGCAGCUCACCGAGUUCAAAGUCAGUGAGCAGAGCAUCUGCCAGGCGCGGGCCUCCGUCAUGGUCUACGAUGACACCAGCAAGAAGUGGGUCCCCAUCAAGCCUGGCCAGCAGGGGUUCAGCCGCAUCAACAUCUACCACAACACUGCCAGCAACACCUUCAGAGUGGUGGGCGUCAAGCUGCAAGACCAGCAGGUGGUUAUCAACUACUCUAUAGUGAAAGGUCUCAAGUACAACCAAGCCACCCCGACCUUUCACCAAUGGAGGGACGCCAGGCAGGUCUACGGCCUCAAUUUCGCCAGCAAGGAGGAGGCCACCACCUUCUCCAACGCCAUGCUCUUUGCCCUCAACGUACUCAGCGCUCAGGAUGGAGGUCCAGCUCUCCAACGUCAGGUCCAGAACGGCCCCACUUCAGAUGAGAUUGAAGCUCAGCGAGCAAGGCAAAUGAUGGAACAGCAGCAGCAGAUGCAGGCACACAUGGAGCGGGAACGGCGGUCCUCCAACUCAGGUUCUCCUUUCCAAGGCCACCCUGCUGUGCUCUCCGUAGCUCCACCCGUAGUACCUCCCCCUGCAAACAUGGGCGGCCCUCCCCCUCCUCCGCCACCACCGGGGCCCCCGCCGCCAUCCGCAGCGGGCCCCCAGCCUCCUCUCCCUCCUCCGCUGCCUAUAGGAGGAGGCAACCAGGGGGACGAGGCACCUGCACCAACGGGUCUCGCAGCAAUGAUCGCUGGGGCCAAACUACGCCGUGUCCAAAGGCCUGAGGACAGCUCUUCGGGUACCAAGAAUGAAGCCAACCGAACGAGUGGUGGGAGUGGAGGACUGAUGGAGGAGAUGAACGCCCUCCUGGCACGAAGAAGGAAAGCAGCUUCAGAGAAGCCUGACGACAGCCAAAACGAUGAUGCAAACUCUCCCUCAGCCAACACUCGGGGUGCACAGAACUCUGCAGACGCCGCAAAGAAGCCCUGGGACCGAGCUAACUCAGCAGACAGGUCGAUGGUUUCGAGGUUACGAACGGCAGGAAGUGUCAGCGACACAGACUCGUUAGAUCUUGAUAGGAUGAAACAGGAAAUCUUGGAUGAGGUUUUCCGUGAACUACACAAAGUGAAGGAUGAAAUCAUCGAUGCCAUUAGAAAUGAACUCAGUCGAGUUAGCACGACAUAAUCUUUGAGGCCUGAAUCGCUUUCUUCGAACCGUUGCCCCGUGUAGCCGCUGCUGAGGCCCUGAAGACGAGGAGGAGGAGGAGGAGAAGGAGAAGUCAGGAACCGAGGCCCAAACUGUGACAUCUUCUACUCAUCGUGUUCAGCUGUUGUGUUGAAGCAACGCGGCUCGGUCACUGUUAACACCUCAGACGUGUCCGUGUAACAUUUGGUUCGUUUUUACAGGAGGACGUGAAUGGGCCACUCUCUCGCACUGAUACUCUGUUUUAUUAACAUGUCUCUGUCUGUUUGUCUGCCCAUCUCUCCCCUCUGCCUUGGACCCAAAAGAAACUUGCAAAAUAUGAAAAUUAUUUUAUUAGUUUUGCAUUUUUUUGAAGUUAUUUAUGUUUCGUUAAGAAUAUGCUUUUCAUUAUUAUUACUAUCAUUGUGAUUGUUAGUGUGUUGAAACAAGAUGUCAGAAAACACUUGUAAUAUUGGAGGAAAUUAUGACAUUAAUAUGAUAGUAAUGAUAUUGUUUUAUUGCACAUCAGUGCAAGUUUUUUUUUUUUGUAUUUUAUAUCUUAUUUAGAUUUCUUUGAGCUAUACAAGCAGUUCCUAUUUUUUGCUGUCAUCACCUGACCUGAAAUAUUUUUUGUUUAGUUAUUUAUCCUUUUUCGCCAACACCUGUACAUUUGGAACCACAGCAGAAACUCAAAGAAGAAGAAAAAUAGGUUUCAACGUGAAACCGAGAAUAAAAUAAACUUCUUUUGAUAAUGCUAUCUUCUGAGGUAAAAACAAACAAACAAAAAAAAACACACCAGAGUAUUUGUGAUCAUGUUGUUAAUAAAAAUGUUUAUUGGCUGCAAGGAAAUGGUGAAAUAUUGUUCAUUUUAUUGUCUCCCUUUUAUGACAAAGUGCUUCCUGGUUUGAGGAAGAAGAAAAAAAAGAAACAAUGCGUUUCAAAUGAAUUCAAAUAAAACUGUGACCAAUGAUUUGGAUAAA